AUGGGGCACUCUACAGCACCCAAAAUAGGAUCCCAUGAUGAUCAUCCGGGCGGAGAGUCCGAAUCGACGGAAUAUCUCCGGCAGCUGUUUUCUGAGAGGAUUGUUUUGCUCGAUGGCGGUAUGGGCACAAGGAUACAAGCGGAUCGGCUGCAGGAGGAGGAUUUCCGUGGUGAGAUAUUGAAGGAUCACCCCAAGGAGCUGAAGGGCGACAACGAUCUUCUCUGUUUGACGCGGCCGGAUCUCGUAGUCAAGAUCCAUAAAGAGUAUCUUCAUGCGGGUGCGGAUCUGAUAGAAACGAAUACCUUCAACGGAACUACCAUAUCCCAGGCGGAGUACCAAUGCGAGAGCCUGGUUCGGGAUCUCAAUUUCCAGGCAGCCAUGUUGGCCAAGCAGGCGUGUCGGGAAGUGGAGGCCGAGACGGGUCGACGACGACUAGUGGCGGGAGCGAUCGGGCCUACUAGCAGGACUCUGAGUGUGUCACCAAGUGUGGAGGAUUCCAGUUAUAGGAAUGUGACUUGGAAUGAACUUGUGAAGGCUUAUUACGAACAGGUUGAUGCGUUGGUAGCAGGCGGGUCUGAUGUUCUGCUGGUAGAGACCAUAUUCGAUACACUCAACGCGAAGGCAGCACUGUUCGCUAUUGAUUGCUACUACGAGGACCAUCCUCGAGAGUCGCGCCUCCCUACCAUUAUAUCGGCGACUAUUGUGGACCAAAGUGGACGUACUUUGUCCGGGCAGACUAUUGACGCCUUCUUAGUUUCUGUCAUGCAUGCUCGACCACUCUGCGUUGGCAUCAACUGUGCCUUGGGAGCAGCUCAGAUGCGGCCUUUUUUCGAGACCCUGGCCAAGCUGGCUCCAGUAUACGUUCAUGUAUACCCUAAUGCGGGCCUACCAAAUGCCAUGGGUGGUUAUGACGAAACACCUGAGUCAUUCGGAGAGUCCUUGGUCCUCUACGCGCAAGAUCAUCUCAUUAAUAUGGUUGGCGGCUGCUGCGGUACCUUCCCGGCCCACAUUCAGGCCGUUCAUGAGCGUCUCAAAAGUUUUCCUCCGAGGCCGCUGCAUGUCCGGCGCGACCCUGUGAUGAGGCUCUCUGGGCUGGAGCCGCUGUACCUCACGCCUGAGUUGGGAUUUGUCAACGUAGGGGAGAGAUGCAAUUUGAUGGGGAGUCUGCGGUUCAAGAAGAUGGUCGAGCAAAGUCGAUGGGAUGAUGCCUUGGAAGUUGCCAAGGAACAGGUCGAGAAUGGCGCCCAGGUCUUGGACUUCAAUUUUGAUGCGGACCUCAUCGAUGGGCAGCUGGCCAUGGGCAGGUUCAUGAGGUCAUGUGUUACUGAGCCCGCGAUAGCACGUGUUCCGUUCAUGAUUGAUAGCUCGAAGUUCAAGGUGAUCGAGGAGGGUCUUCAAGCAGUCCAAGGGAGAUGUAUAGUCAACUCGCUUUCCCUCAAGGUCGGCGAGGAAGACUUCAUCUACCAUGCCAGGCUGGUACGGAAGUAUGGUGCAGCUCUCGUGUGCAUGGCCUUCGAUGAGGAAGGACAGGCAGCGACUUUCGACGACAAGAUUCGUAUAUGUGAGCGGACAUACAAGAUCCUGACUACCAAGUGCGGGUAUGAAGGCCACGAUAUAAUUUUCGACUGCAACAUUCUGACCAUUGCCACUGGGAUGGAAGAGCAUAACAAUUACGGCAAGGAUUUCAUCGAUGCUGUGGAGAUAGUACGGCAGAAAUGCCCGGGGUGCUAUACUAGCGGCGGUUUGUCGAAUCUAUCAUUCUCAUUCCGAGGCCUCAACGAGCUCCGCGAAGCCAUGCAUUCCGUGUUCUUGUAUCAUGCUAUCCCGAAGGGCCUAAGCAUGGCUAUAGUAAAUGCAGGGGCUCUGCCGAUUUACACUGACAUACCUGAGGAUAUGCGACAGCUCUUGGAAGAUGUGGUAAUGAACGUGAGUCCUGAGGCCACAGAGAAGUUAUUGGAGUUCGCCAGUGAAUUGAAAGAGAAGAAGGCUCAGAAGGGUGGCGCCAGUGGAGUGGUCAAAGCGGUCGAAGAAUGGAGGACGGAAGGAGUCGAGAAACGACUUGAGCACAGCCUUGUGAAGGGCAUCGAUAAGUUCAUCGUUGAUGACGUACAGGAAUGUUUGGAUGGGUUGCAGCUGAGGCCCUUGGAGGUGAUCGAAGGACCGCUGAUGGCGGGUAUGUCCGUAGUGGGAGACUUGUUCGGGUCCGGGAAAAUGUUUUUACCACAAGUUAUCAAGUCGGCUAGGGUGAUGAAGAAGGCUGUAGCACACUUGGUGCCCAUCAUGGAGACGGAGAACAGGCGGAAAGCCCUGGAGGAGGGGCUAGAUCCUGACCGUCCCAACUGGGCCGGCACAGUCCUCUUGGCAACCGUCAAAGGUGAUGUUCAUGAUAUUGGCAAGAACAUCGUGGGUGUAGUUCUGGGAUGCAAUAACUUCAGGGUCAUCGAUCUUGGUGUUAUGGUACCCUGUGAUCAAAUACUCAAGAGGGCUAGGGAGGAGAAGGCAGAUGUCAUUGGCCUCAGCGGUCUGAUCACACCCAGCCUCGACGAGAUGGUGUUUGUCGCACAACAGAUGCGUAAGGAGAGCAUGGACGUCCCACUGCUGAUCGGAGGCGCCACGACCAGCCGAAAACACACAGCAGUGAAAAUAUGGCCGCAAUAUGAGGCCAGUGUUGUUCACGUAUUGGAUGCGAGCCGGAGUGUGGUAGUUGUGAACAGUCUCAUCCAGAACCCAGAGAGACGGAUUGAAUAUAUGGAAGACAUCAAAGAGGAGUACGACGGACUAAGAGAGGACUACUACAGCACACUAGUUGACAAGAGGUGGUUGUCCUUGGAUGAGGCUCGGAAAAUGAGAUAUACCAUUGACUUUGAGAAGUACCCUCCACCUCCUGCACCUAGGAGGUUGGGCAACAAGUAUCUGGACGAGUACCCUUUGGAGGAGCUUGUCGAAUAUAUCGAUUGGACACCAUUCUUCCAGGUGUAUCAGUUGAGGGGAAGAUACCCGAAUAAGGACUACCCCAAGAUAUUCAACGACAAGAGAGUUGGAGAGGAGGCCAAGAAGCUGUUUGAUGACGCCCAGGCAAGAACGGCGAGGAUACGUGUCGUUGAGUGGAUUACCGCGACGGCUGUGGUUGGAGUCUACCGUGCGUGUAGCUCUGGUGAUGAUAUCAAUGUGCUGUCCCUGGACGGUUCUGGAGAGGUUCUCGAGACCUUCUAUGGCAUUCGACAACAGCUGGACACAGAACAAGACCAAACCUUCGCGUUGGGUGACUUCAUCGCUCCUGAGGCUUCUGGCCUCCCAGAUCAUAUCGCCCUCUUCUGCUGCCAAGCCGGGAUCGGUGUUGAAGAGCGAAAGAAAAUGUACAAUGCCACUCAUGAUAUCGACAAGUCCAUUAUGCUGGAGGCCUUGGCAGAUCGACUGGCAGAAGCGUUCGCUGAGCUUAUUCACCACAAGAUUAGGACGGAUCCUGACUUCUGGGGCUAUGUGCCCGAGGAGAAGCUGACCCUCUCUGAUAUGCUCAAGGUGAAAUAUGUGGGAAUACGGCCGGCCCCUGGUUACCCUACGCAACCGGAUCAUCGAGAGAAGGAUACGCUUUGGCGUUUGCUCGAUGCUGAAAAGCUGUCAGGGGGUAAGAUGGUCCUGACGGAAUCCCUGAUGAUGAUGCCAGCAGCCAGUGUAUGCGCCCUGUGCUUCGCGCAUGAAAAGGCUAAGUACUUUGCAGUCGGACAAAUCAAUAAGGACCAAGUUGCAGACUAUUCGGCUCGUCGUGGGUGCACAGUGGAGGACUCCGAACGUUGGCUGGGCUCGUCGACCCUUGGCUAUGAGCCCCAAUCUCAAUAG
Molecule: messenger RNA, 3837 nt
Organism: Perkinsus marinus ATCC 50983
Lineage: Eukaryota; Perkinsozoa; Perkinsida; Perkinsidae
Product: Methionine synthase, putative
Exons: 34
Coding region: 1-3837 (1278 amino acids)
Biological process (GO): pteridine-containing compound metabolic process
Molecular function (GO): zinc ion binding; methionine synthase activity; cobalamin binding
Source: RefSeq, a predicted model, not a curated record